GCAGUGUGGACAAUUAAUAACAAUUAAUAACAAUUAUAACCCAGGGAAUCAAAGGGAUUUUUCUGCUCAUCAGAGUGGCAACAUGGAAAACGUGCUGGCAGUUCUGAAUUUGGGCGAUUUUGCCCAGAUGUUUUCCAAAAUGGGAAUGUUUCCUGUAUUUGAUCUCGCAUAUUACAUCGUUUCCAUCCUAUAUCUCAAAUAUGAACCAGGCUCAGUGGAGGUGUCUCGCAGAAGUCCUGUGGCCUCCUGGCUGUGUGCCAUGCUCUACUGCUUCGGUAGUUACAUCCUGGCAGACAUUAUGCUCGGGAGCAGCCCUGUUGACUAUUUCCAAUACAACAGCCACAUCCUGCUGGCCUCAGCUGUCUGGUACCUCAUCUUUUACUGCCCCCUGAACCUCUUCUACAAAUGUGUGGCCUUCCUGCCCGUCAAGCUGGUGCUGGUGGCUCUGAAGGAGGUCGUCCGCACUCGCAAGAUCGCAGCAGGCGUCCACCACGCCCACCACGCCUACCACCAUGGCUACUUCAUCAUGGUGAUUGUUGGAUACGUCAAAGGAUCUGGAGUGGCUCUUAUUUCCAAUUUUGAGCAGCUGCUGCGUGGUGUGUGGAGGCCUGAGACUAAUGAGAUCCUCAACAUGUCAUUCCCGACUAAAGCCAGCUUGUACGGAGCGAUUCUAUUCACCCUGCAGGAGGCCCACUGGCUGCCAGUGUCCAAGAGCACCCUCAUCCUGGUCUUCACCCUCUUCAUGGCCACAACCAAGGUGGUGAUGACGGCCCGCCACUCUCACGGCUCCCCCUUCAGCCUCGUUGAGUCUUGGAUUUGCCAUUUGCUCUUCGGCUCUCCUCUGGGCGGUGGCGAGGAAGACAACCAUCAUCCUCCUGCUGCCGCUGCUCCUUCUUCACCACUCAAAAGCAGGGAGGAGCUGAGCGAAGGCACUCGCAAGAGGAAGGCCAAGAAAGCCGAGUAGGAUAUCUAGUUGGUGAAAAUGCAUCGGACUUAUUCUUCCAUCUGACUUCCAAUUCCUUUUCCAAGGAAAUGAGCAGUUUGAUCCUCUCCACAUGAGACCCUUUUUAUCGGAGCAACAUGAUGCUUUAUGCAUUUUACAAAGCUGAGGGACUGUAAAUACCAAGGCGAAUGUUUAACACGUCACCCGAACCAGGAUAUCUUAAACCCCUUAAUGAGUCUGGGAACAUCUGCAUCUUCGUCCAACACUGUGUGGGGAUCCAGUGGCGGUUCAGGAGCUGUGUGGUUAAUUCAUCAUGGCCAUGGCUCCAAUAUUUUUAUUUUUUUUUAGAAGCAGUCUUAUUUUAGUCCAAUUUUUUUUUUCUUAUUCAGAAAGAAACCAUAAAAAGACAGAUUGAUUCAACUCUAAUUCACAUUGAAAUGUGAAUUAGGCAUUUUAGAAGUUACCAUUUUUCUUUUUUUCUGAGAUGAAACCACAUUUCUAUGAUUAAAGAGAAUUAAGAUGA
Cyprinodon tularosa is the source of this 1466-nucleotide messenger RNA. It is a transcript of the gene tmem38a, whose product is annotated as transmembrane protein 38A. The transcript has 6 exons. The record is from RefSeq and is a predicted model, not a curated record. Bases 83 to 964 code for a protein of 293 amino acids. Gene Ontology annotation, biological process: potassium ion transmembrane transport. NCBI's taxonomy places the organism in Eukaryota, Metazoa, Chordata, Actinopteri, Cyprinodontiformes, Cyprinodontidae. Gene Ontology annotation, molecular function: identical protein binding; potassium channel activity. Gene Ontology annotation, cellular component: membrane.